Molecule: messenger RNA, 1758 nt
Organism: Engraulis encrasicolus (European anchovy)
Lineage: Eukaryota; Metazoa; Chordata; Actinopteri; Clupeiformes; Engraulidae
Product: keratin, type II cytoskeletal 8
Exons: 10
Coding region: 65-1390 (441 amino acids)
Biological process (GO): intermediate filament organization; keratinization
Cellular component (GO): keratin filament
Molecular function (GO): structural constituent of skin epidermis
Source: RefSeq, a predicted model, not a curated record
ACACGGCUCACCUCAGACACACACUGCUCAGCUCACCUCAUCUCAUCUCAUCACAUCAGUAGCCAUGAGUUCACGGAGAAAGCGUUUCAACGCCGCCAACAGCAGCAGGGGCAGUGCUAGCCCCCAGGGCUUCAGCAGCCGCUCCCUGGGCACCUAUGGGCCCCUGGGGAGCUUCAGCGGGGGGUCGCUGGGCACGGCGAGCACAGCGUACCCGGUGCGGGGCUCCUACGCGGGGAGGCCCAUCACGGCCGUGACGGUCAACCAGAGCCUGCUGACCCCGCUGAAGCUGGACAUUGACCCCAACAUACAGGCCGUACGCGAGAAGGAGAAGGACCAGAUCAAGACCCUCAAUAACAAGUUCGCCUCCGUUAUUGAUAAGGUGCGCCACUUGGAGCAGCAGAACAAGAUGCUGGAGGCCAAGUGGGAGGUGAUGAAUAGUGGCGGCUCCAAGCCCAAGUCCCGCUGCGAGCCCCUGCUGAAGAACUACAUCCAGAGCCUGGAGGCCCACCUGCAGCAGCUGGCCGUGGACCGCCAGAACCUCCAGCAGCAGCUCAAGAGGGUGAGCGGAGACGUGGAGGACCACCGGCAGAAGUAUGAGGACGAGAUCAACAAGAGGACGGGGGCAGAGAACGAGUUUGUUCUGUUGAAAAAGGAUGUGGACAAUGGCUAUCUUCUGCAAACUGAGCUGGAGGACAAAUUGGCCAGCCUCAUACAGGACAUCAACCUCUUCAAAACCCUUUAUGAUGAGGAGGUGCAGGAGCUGCAGGCGGAGAUGAAGGAUGUGUCGGUGAUCGUGCAGAUGGACAACUCCAGAGACCUGGACAUGAAGCAGCUGGUGGAGGACGUGAGGGCCCAGUACGAGGCCAUGGCACACAAGAGCCGCCAGGAGGCAGAGGCCUGGUACAAAACCAAGUAUGAGAUGAUGUCAUCCCAAGCCGACAUGUCAUCAGAGGAGCUCCGCACUAGCAAGCAGCAGAUUGCCGACCUGAAACGCCACAUCAGCCGUCUGCAGAACGACAUCAGUUCAGUCAAGUCACAGUGUGGCUCCCUGAACUCCCAGAUCGCUGAUGCGGAGGCCCAGGGGGAGGCGGCCCUGGAGGAUGCCAAGGCCAAGCUGCGGGACCUGGAGGCCGCUCUGCAGAAGGCCAAGCAGGACAUGGCCAAGCAGGUGCGGGACUACCAGGACCUCAUGAACACCAAGCUGGCCCUGGACAUCGAGAUCGCCACCUACCACCACCUGCUGGAGGGAGAGGAGAACAGAAUCGAGCAGGAUGCUGUGGUUAGGAUCCAAAACAACUCCCACAGGCCUCGAACCCGCAAGCUGUCCGCCUCUAAAGUGCUCAUCAAGGUCACUGAGACCCACGAAGACUUCACAGACACAAACAAUUGACCUAAUACUGUAGUGAGUGAGUGAGUGAGUGAAUGAGUGAGACUUGGAGAUGCAUUUCCUAAAUUUAACUUUAAAUGACUUCUUUUUCCUGUUUUACGUUUAAAUUACUUAACAUUUUUAAUGUAUGACUCGCAAUGGAGCUCUUGACCUUUACUAGGUGUGUGUGUGUGUGUGUGUGUGUGUGUGUGUGUGUGUGUGUGUGUGUGUGUGUGUGUGUGUGUGUGUGUGUGUGUGUGUGUGUGUGUGUGUGUGUGUGUGUGUGUGUGUGUGUGUGCACGCGUACAUGUGCUUGUGUGCAGAGUUUUUUCUUUGAAAGUUCCUUGGUUGUGCACAAUAAAAAGUGCCCUGACCCAUUUGUCCCCAGUUCU